UAACAGCGCGGAUACGGAUGGUACGAUCACAGACGGCGAUGAUGUUAGUGUGGACGAAAGCUCGUCCCUGCUUCGAAAACGAAAGAAGCACAACAUCAAUGUGUUAGACAAACUGCGUAAAGUGAAUGAACAAGCACUGGAAAUGGAUAAGGGAGGCCCUAGAGGCGACCGUUCAAAGACUAUCCUUAUACCCGCACGGGUGGAGCCGAAGGUCUUCUUUGCCAAUGAGAGGACCUUCCUGAACUGGCUACACACCUCUACGAUGAUCUCUACCAUUGGCCUGGCGUUGCUCAAUCUGGCACCUAACAAGGCGUCUGCAAAGGGCGCAAAGAUGGCUGGAAUCAUGCUCAUCCCGGUCGCCAUCCUGUUCUUGGGCUACGCGCUGUACCUGUACUUCUGGCGCGACCAAAUGAUCCGCAACCGCGAGUCCAAGCCGUACAACACUGUGGUUGGCCCGGUUGUCAUCACGCUAGUGUUCAUGCUGUGCCUGAUAGUCAACUAUGUACUGUUCUUUGUUGAGCAAGGUGCGGCACCCAAUCAGUGGGGCAUGAACGAUGCCAUGUGCGAGUGCCCGGCACCGGGUAGCGGAUGAGUAGGUGGUUGUAGAAGAAUUAACCAGCACACGAGUGCAUGGGGUUAGUAAUACGGGGGUUCUUGGAAUAUAGGCGUACAAGGAUUCUCUGACUAUAGGCGUACAGAGAUUCUUGGAAUAUUGAAUAUUUGCAGGUGCGUUGUAUAUACAACAGCACACAUCACACGGCGUAUAGCACAGUGAUGAGGAGAACUUUGGUGUUCAGGGAUGGUAUGAAACACUGGCUGCACACUUUGGGCAGAGGGGGCGGUACCACCUACGCCAGGGAUGAAUGGAUAAAUUUGUUUCACAAUAAAAACUCACAUCGCAUCUGGAGUUCAAUACUGGACCCAGGUGAAUUAGGUGUCUGAUAUGCAAA
This is a messenger RNA of Sphaeroforma arctica JP610, 950 nucleotides long. RefSeq lists its product as hypothetical. The transcript is spliced from 3 exons. The record is from RefSeq and is a predicted model, not a curated record. NCBI's taxonomy places the organism in Eukaryota, Ichthyosporea, Ichthyophonida. The annotation marks the transcript as partial.